AUGGAGGCCAUCUCUCUCGCCGUUCGGAGUGGGACAAAGGCCGGCAUGGAGAUGGAGGUCGAGCAGAUCCUCUCCUUCGCCACAAACUAUGUGAACAACAACGCCGAUUUGGCCUGCCAUGUCCUCGUGCAGAACAGGAUACCAGCCGACGCUGUUCUCGAGGCGGCCAUGAAAACAUGGCUAAUGGCAAGAGAGAAGGUGUAUGCUACCCUGCUGGAGCAGCUACUCACCUCCUUCGCUAAUCCAUUGGAGGACACCCAGCUGAGGGAGUGGGAGUGCCCCCCCAAACCCCAAUAUUCUGUCACCGAGAAGAGAGGCGGUCGAAGACAGGACCCCAAAUGCCCCUUCUUUCUCAUCAAUGUGAAGGUGUCGACCAAGACGGCGCAGAUAUCGUGGUCGAUGAAGAAGCAUCCCCGCUUCCCCCGGGAGCGAGCGAUGCACGAUGCUUUACGUGUCGCACGCCUGGGCACAGGAACUCAGGGAUUUCAUGUAGAGCAGGCAGGGGAAGGCGGGCAGCCAGGUGCCCUCUCCUACUUCAUGGAUGCCACAUACAGUGGGUGGCCGCGGCCCAAGGAGGGUAUCUUCGAGGAAGGCUCUUCUGUGCCUCUCAGGGAUGUCGCUGUUAUCAAGAGGUUGCCUGGUGGUGAGGGGAUUUCUGUCAUGUCCUAUGUUCAUGGACUUGGUGUUAAGCUUGAUGACAUCCUCUUUGUGUUGCACGUCCCGGCCGUCUGCCGCAAUGCCCCUGAGAUUUACCGAGCAGAGGAGCAAGACAAAAAUAUUGAGCGUGAGAAACAUGAUCAUCAGGGGAGUGAGGAGCUGGUGUGCAGCCCAGAGGAGUUCAUGCUCCAAAGACAUGAGCAAGAGGGGGAGAAGCUGGAGCGCCUGCGGAGGAGAAGGGAGGACAGCAAAAAACAUAGAGAUCUACGCAAGGAAAUGAAGGAGGCUGUUCAUCGGAUGAAUGGUAUAGCAAGGACUUCAGAAGAAGAAGAAGAGCAGCAUGAGGAGGAGUAUGACCCAAUGCUUCCGCCGUACCUGUUUCAGGAAGAAUGUGGUCUGGUGAAACCAUUGGAAGAGCUGUGCCAAAUGCGCGUCUCCUUCGUGGUUGUGCCAUGGCAACUGAAGUUUCUUGUGGAGCACAAUAUGUGCUGGUUGCUUCGGUGGACGAAGACCUUGACUGAUCAAGCUUAG
Messenger RNA from Triticum turgidum subsp. durum (durum wheat), 1188 nucleotides. The record is from the annotation of a GenBank genome assembly. NCBI's taxonomy places the organism in Eukaryota, Viridiplantae, Streptophyta, Magnoliopsida, Poales, Poaceae.